Molecule: messenger RNA, 1560 nt
Organism: Gregarina niphandrodes
Lineage: Eukaryota; Apicomplexa; Conoidasida; Eugregarinorida; Gregarinidae
Product: hexokinase
Exons: 2
Coding region: 1-1560 (519 amino acids)
Biological process (GO): intracellular glucose homeostasis; glycolytic process; glucose 6-phosphate metabolic process
Cellular component (GO): cytosol; mitochondrion
Molecular function (GO): D-glucose binding; mannokinase activity; ATP binding
Source: RefSeq, a predicted model, not a curated record
AUGACGGUGACGGAUCGCGCGAUUAGUUACAUCCAGUACUUCAAAGACCAGGUGGAGGAGGCGAUGGAGAACAAGGCAGGGUUGUUACAGUGCAUAACAUCGGCGCGCGGGGGACAGGCGUCGCUGAACGGCGCGGAGUUCAUGAACGAUACGUUCAUCAAUACGAUGCCGACGGGGGAGGAGGUGGGUAUGUAUUUUGCGGUGUUAUGGAGUCGGGAUGGGAUCAAGACGAUUCGUGGCGAUUUGUUCGGAGGGGGGCGUAUCCGCGUAGAGGGGUUGAGCGAGACGCAGACGAGUCGGCGAAAUGAGACCAAUUGCGCAACGUUCUUCCGUCGCGCAGCGGAAACACUGGGUCGAAAUCUACCGCCUAAUGCGACCCUGAAUGAAAUGCUACCGGUCGCGGUCGUAGCCUCUUUGCCCGUGUGUAGUACAAGCGUCAAGUCGGCCAUGGUUUACGCACCCGAUCACCCGAUCAACGGCCUCGACAUUACGACAGUGCUCGAUCUCGCUCUCGAAGACUGCCUCUUGCCCGUCAAGUGUGUGGGAGUCUGUAACGAUGCCGUUGCCAGCUUACUCGCUUCCUGGUACCAACGCAAUACCCUAGACCAGAACUCCAACCAUAAUGUAAACAUCAACCACCACGCAAACGCUGACGCUAAUGGCAAGCACACUAGGGAGAACCAACAACGUCACGAAGGACAACAACGUCACGAAGGGCAACAACGUCACGAAGGACAGCAGCGUCAUGAGGAACAGCAGCGUCACGAAGGGCAGCGGCGUCAUGAGGAACAGCAGCGUCACGAAGGGCAGCGGCGUCACGAAGGGCAGCGGCGCCGGAGCCAGCACGAAAAAGAGCGUACGCGGGGUGCGGACAUUGCGGUGUUAAUCGACCCGGGGUUCAAUGUGUCUUUGAAGGAUCCGAACCCCGGUUCUCGCGGCUGCGUAAUCAAUACUGAGAUCGGCCGGUAUUCGAUUGAGGAUCGUUAUCUGACGGACCUGGACUACAUUGAUGCGUAUGAGACGAACCCGAAGAGCGCUAGUGCGACCCUGGAGCACAUGAUAGUGCACAUUGGAGAGGUUUUCAGGCUGGCCAUUCGGUUUGUCUGGCAAGAAAGUUCGCCGAUUUCAGUCCGUCGGCGGGGUGUUAUUAGCAACAAGGAGGCGUUGCGAAUAGCUAGCGAGACGGGCAAUUUUGAGUACAGCCGUAGCUUCUGUAGCAAGCGAUUGCAUUGGGAAACGACCAAAACUGACCGGAAGCUGCUGCAGUCUUUGGCGCUGGGUGCAGCCCAGCGGUCAGCUGCAUAUUUCAGCUGCACACUCGUGGCCCUACUUUCUUAUCUGCAAAUGGAUUGUCAGCUGAACCGCCAGAUCUACAUCACUGUCGACAGUUCGUGGGAUGGGUGGUGGCUCAAUUUCGUUAACCAUCUGCUCUCGCGCACAUCCUACUUCCGGCAGUCCGUGGGCGUAGGUAAAUUGCGGCUGCACCAAGUCACGGAUUCUGUGCGCAAAGGAGCGGCCGUUUUCGCUGCAAGGCGAGAGAUUUUUCAGGAAAAGUGCUGA